CUCUCUCACAAACUAACAACAACUCUCUCUCUAAACCAGUAAUCAUUUUUUUCUCGUAACACGAAGCAAAUCAAUCAAAGCCAUAAAAACGACAAAAAAAGGCAUCAAAAGCCAAAAAUUCUAGGGUUUCAAAUUCCCUCUCGAGUUCUCCCUCCACUUUUAUAAAUCCCCUUCCCUCGUUUUUCCUCAAUCUCGAUUUUGUUUUACUUCCCCUUCAGGUAGCACCGGCAAAUCAAUUUUCAGCUGCGUGUUCAUCCUCUCGAAGCAAGGAAGUCUGUUGGGGACAAUAUAUUGAUCUGAAUGAAUCGAGUUUUUACCCGGGCUGAGGAAAAGGGGGGAGAUUUACAUAUAUUCUGGGGGAAAUUUAUUAAAAUACAUUGAGGAAGGUCUUAGGAUUUUUUUGGUUGAAAAUUCUUUAAUUUCUUGCGGAAAAAUUGAUUAUUGGGGUGCGAAACUUAAUUGAGGUGUUUGAGAUUUGAUUGGAGUUCUUUGGCUAUGAAGUCUGAGAAUUCGUCCCCAUCAACCAGUCUGGUCAAAUGUAGCGAUUGCUGCUGUAGCUGUUCAAUAAUGAACAGGUCGUUUUCAGGGACCUAUCUCCGUUCUGUAAAGCGUAAAUAUGAUGAGUUAGAAGAAAGGCAGUUCACAAUCCCAGGACUGGUUUUACAACAAAAUGCCCGUGUGGAUAUGGGAAACGAAUGUGCAGCAUUGCGCGAAAUGGUCAGCAGCCAACAGCAGACCAUUCAGGAUCUCAUUUUGGAGUUGGAGGAGGAGAGGAAUGCAUCCUCCUCGGCUGCCAAUGAGGCCAUGUCAAUGAUACUGCGGUUGCAGAGAGAGAAAGCAGAGGUUCAGAUGGAGGCAAGGCAGUUUAAGAGAUUUGUGGAGGAGAAAAUGGCACAUGAUCAGCAGGAGAUGUUUGCAUUGGAAGAUUUGUUGUAUAAGAGGGAGCAGACCAUUCAGUCUCUAACCUGUGAGGUGCAGGCCUAUAAACAUAGGAUGAUGAGUUAUGGACUCACAGAGGCUGAGGCUGAAGGAGAGAAGGUUAUGAGCCUAAACACUAGCAUGACUGAAAACAUCGAGGGACAAUCUGAACUCCCUCCUUACGAGAUAUAUCCUCCUCUCAAGUGCAAUUUGAAUGAACUCCAGACAUAUCCAGAUGGCGAAGAUGAACCUACUGACAUAGAGAAAUAUGCAUUUGGUGAAACUCCACAGUCGAGGGAACACUUGACGGAUUUGGAGGACCGGAUAAAUCAAUUGGAGAAAACUCCUAGGGCCAUUCAGCCUGAAGGGGAAUUUAAAAAUGCAUUUGAAAAGGUGAUAGUUGGUCAAUCUCCGAGACGGCCUUGGCAUCUUAGGAAGUUCUCAAUUGAUAGCUCAAAUUCGUUUUUAAUGAUGGGUAAAGAAACAGGGGCAGAAUUUUCCACUGAUUCUCCAAAGUUUUGCAGCAGUUUUAAGAAGACAGUAUGUACCCAGAUGGAAGAGAACUCUAAUUUGAGGAAGGUGGAUAAUGCAUCAGAAGUUGGAGAUGAUGUGAGCGACAGGGUUUACACAAUCGAUUCUAUUCAUCAGGGAGCUUCGUAUAAUGGUGUCAAUGAGCCCAGGUCUUCUACUGGAAUAGGUGACGACUAUCUGACCACCCCGAGAGAGUCACUAAAUCAUUCUGACGUUAGAGAUCUGGAGGUCCAGAAGCUAUACGCAAGGCUUCAUGCCCUAGAAGCUGACAGAGAAUCAAUGAGGCAGGCAAUUAUUUCUGUUAGAACUGAUAAAGCACAGAUGGUGUUGUUGAAGGAGAUUGCUCAGAAUUUGUGUAAAGAAAUGUCACCAGUAAGACGGAUGCCUGAGCGGAAGCCAUCAGUAAUCUGGAGUUUUUGUUCAAUAUUCACGUGGGUUGCAUCUUUUGUUUUAUGGAAAAGAAAAGCUCGCAAAUGCAGGUAUAUGUUCGGAUUAUCAGCUAACAAUGCUGGCUUACUAAUGCUCUUAGACCGGGGACCUCGUGUGGGGCGGUUGAGACUUCUAUCGAAUGCACAUCUAUGAAAAUAUCUUGUUCAUCUGUGGAGCCUAUUUGUUUGAGCACUGAGUGGAUUAUACUAACACUAUCUUUGGAUAUACAUUUUUUUCUCCGGAUUCCUUGUUGCUGUGGGAUUUAUUAGUUGGUUGUUUUGUGCAGUGUCCUUUUACUCCAAUUUGUCCAUAUAGGUCGCAUUUGUUGGUUGAACAGAAAAAUAUAUGAAUGCCGUGUAUCCUUCUGGGCAUUCAUGCUCAUUUGGCUUGUCAUAAUAUAGCUCAAGGUCCUCAACUUCAGUUAGGGUUGCUAUGUACAUAAUAAAGUACGUGGUUUCUCAAUCAAAAUACCUGUGCUUAUUCUUUUAUUGCCUAGGUAUUUUCAGUUUCAUGUUGUACAGGCAAUUGUUGAAACACUAAGCUAUCUUUUUUUCUAUACUAUUUGCUUUUUUUGGUUGAAUUUU
Olea europaea var. sylvestris is the source of this 2462-nucleotide messenger RNA. RefSeq names its product myosin-binding protein 7-like. The record is from RefSeq and is a predicted model, not a curated record. The coding region runs from base 496 to 2031 and encodes 511 amino acids. Lineage: Eukaryota; Viridiplantae; Streptophyta; Magnoliopsida; Lamiales; Oleaceae. The transcript has 4 exons.